Symbiodinium pilosum is the source of this 2526-nucleotide messenger RNA. The record is from the annotation of a GenBank genome assembly. NCBI's taxonomy places the organism in Eukaryota, Dinophyceae, Suessiales, Symbiodiniaceae.
AUGCAGAAGUACUUCCGUCAUUGCGAACAUGCGUUUUCGCCCAGAGCUCAAAGCAGUCGACAGAAGCUGCUCAUGGCCUUCGCGCACUGGUUUGAGCAAGACUGGGGCAAGAAUGUGUCUGCACCGUACCACUCUCCCGAGGACGUGCUGCGGGCAGUGCAGCAGCUGAACCCCACCUUUCAGGGCUAUGCGCAGCAAGACUCCCAGGAGUUCCUCCGGUGCGUUCUGGACAACAUCCAUGAAGAGCUAAGGAGGAAGGUGCCCGACGAGCCCUACGGAACUCAAGCGCACUCAAGCGAGAAUGGCACGGCCUCAGCAAGUGAAGCUGGGGAGACCCACGUGCAAAAGCUGAGUUCAGGAGCAGAGACACCUUCGACGACGGACUUUCCCGCAUCUGGAGGUUCUUCGGCCGCGCAGCAGCUCAUUCAGUUCUGCCAAGGGCCAGAGAGCAGCACAGACAUGGGAGAGAUCAGGUUAUCCUCCACUUGCUCUGAAUCCAGGUCCUCUGAUAAGGUGGACGGAUUGUCUGCCUCUGGCCAAUCCAGCUUGCAUCGCAACCACUCGCAAGGCGGAGCAGAGAGCUCCUCCCAAACAGAGCCAAAGACUCACUUCGAAUCAAUAAUCUCUGAGCUUUUCCAGGGCAAGAUUGUAUCUUGUGUCCGAUGUCUUGAAUGCAAGCAGAUAUCAAGGACGUCAGAAGCCGUCUACGAUGUCUCUGUACCAAUACCGAACGCAAAUGAAACAGCGGCUUCCGCCAGCGAUGGUUCGCCACUGUCUUCUGUCAGUUCAUCACCCAGCCUGCAAAGACAAGGGUCCGGUGGGUUGCGGAGCUCGUCCUGGUCGGGUGUUCUGAACUCUGUCGGUGGCAAGGUGAAAAGCUGGUUCUACGACAAAGGCGUCCAUUUGACAGACUGUCUUCGGAGAUAUUGUGCGCCAGAAUACCUUGGCGGCAAGGACCAGUACUUCUGCGAGCGAUGCAAGCGAAAAAACGACUGCGAAAAGCGCAUGGUCUUUAAGGAGCUUCCUGAGGUUCUCUGCAUUCAUCUCAAGCGCUUCAGAUUUGAUAAUGCUUACGGCUGGUUCAAUGGUGCCAAGAACUCUCGAGUGGUGACCUUCCCUGUGACAUCUCACUUGGACAUGUCGCCCUUCAUGGAGGAGGUGCCAGCCCAGCCAAUUGAGUACAGGCUGAUCGGCCUGAUUCAGCACAUUGGCUCCAUGGGUGGUGGUCACUACAUCUCUUAUUGCCAGCACAAGAGGAAACCUCAGGACUGGUACGAGUUCGACGAUGUCCAGGUAACUUGCGUGACCUCUGAGCAGGUUGAGCGGGCAGAGCCUUAUGUUCUGUUUUACCAGCGAGUGCCAUCCAAAGCAGCCAAACGUGACAGACAAACCUUCAAGCAUGAUAUGCGCUGUAUCCAGGAGCAGGUGAAUCACUACUUGAUUUCCCAAUCGACAAGCUCUUCCUCCAGGCCUGGCAGAUCCAGCGAGGAUGGCCGGGCUUUGGACACUGGGCCGCAGGCGCUGCAGGCGGUCGCGGAAGAAAUCCGAAAUCAAGGUCCUGCUGUGCGGAACCUUUUUCGGUUUCCUCCCCCAGAGCUGGACAUGGCUUUCGUGUCCAAGCACUGGUACGUUCGCCUGACAACAAUGAGCCACCCUGGUCCUAUAGACAACUACGAGUACCUGUGUCCACACGGACUGCUGGGCUACUCAUCAGCCGAAAUGGCUGCAGAGCCUUUUGUCCCCAUCUCCAGAAAGCUUUCGCAGUCACUGAUAGGCAAAUACCGGGGUGGUCCGGAAAUCUCAGCCCUGGAUGUGUGCAGCAGGUGUCAGACACACAUUGCUGCAUACAACCAGAGAAAGCAAGCUGAGUUUGAUCUGGUGUCAAAGUACGACACGAAGGACACUGGAGAUGGGCAGGGCUGGUACCUUGUCAACGCGCUUUGGGUGAAUAACUGGAAGCGCUAUGUCAAGGGCGAGCCAGUGCACAGUGUGCAGGAUAUGUGUGCCCCUGGGCCAAUAACGAAUGAGCAUCUCUUCGACAAGAACGAUCCGCAGAAGCUCCGGAAAAAUCUGAGGCUGAAGCUGGACUACAUCGGAGUAAAUGCUCGCGUUUGGUGGCUCUUCAUGCACGUGCACGGCGGUGGUCCAGCCAUUGUCCGGGACGAGCUGGAGAUCUACUCGAAGGAGCUGCCAGUAGAAGCUGACCUAGUGCCUGAAGAGCUGUGCCCGCAAGGUGAUGAUUUCGCCGUGCGGGCCUCCAAGUACCUGGUGGACGAGUGCCAUGGCGACCUGGAGCUCUACAGACGCAAGUAUGGAGGAGCUGCUAGCGGUAGCGGUCCCAGUAAUUCUGCACCGGAAGCCGAAGCAGGGAAGAACGCAGAAGCCAGACACGAGUCGCCCUCGCAAUCACCCUCGCGGGAUUUGUCCGAGGAAGUGGCAAGGCUGGCCACUGGUGCGGAGGGUGAAGAGCUCCGGCCGCCGGAGCCCAGCCUCGAUCCGCACGUUGAAGGUGUUCCAGUCAACUGA